AUGACCAUUUCAAACGAUGAAGUAAUACUCCAAAAGAUGCUGUCUACAAUGGAAACAUUGAGAGCAGACCAAUUGAGGCUGGCUGAACAGUUUGAAAAGCUGUCUACCGCAGCUUCUCCCAAGGACACUGCGUCUGGUGCUUCUGGCGAUCCAUUGUCGCCAUCUACUUCCAUCACUGCCAUCACAGAUGAUAAAGCCGUCGUAGGAGAAGCUGCUUCCAAGUCUGCUACUAGCCCUUCAUCGUCCAUGUAUCCUAGUCGUGUCAUUCUCACUACUUAUCCUGGCCAACACGGUAUCAAGCCCUUAUCAUUGAAUUGGGGUGCUCAAGACCCUAAAGUAAGAGGCCCUAUUGUGGCAUCGCGUCAUGCUGAGAGUAUCAAAAAGAGAAAUGCUAUUGGUGCCUAUGGUGGUUCGUACUGUAUUUAUCGUGCAUUAGCUGUAGCUAUUGGCGAUUUGCCUUCCAACCAUCGUCCCAAUUUUGACUUGACGGAACCCACGUAUCAAAUUGGCCCUCAUCCUUCUUGGUUUGACCCUGAAAAGAUUGUCUCUAUUGAUCCCUUUGGUCAUGAAGCACCUUCCAUUUUCAAAUCUGAAUACGAAAAUGGCUUGGAUGUCAGACCCACGAUUGCUAUUACGCGCGCUCAUAUGACAAUGGCUGAAAUGGAAAUGAGUGUCAAGAAUGGCACACUGGAAGUCGAUGGCAAGGUGGUUGUCAAUACGCGUGGCGAUUUGGCUGUCUCCAAAGCUGCUGUGGAACCUGUUUGGUAUCUCCCUGGUGUAGCUAAGCGAUUUGGUAUAGAGGAAUCAUUGCUUCGUCGUGCCCUCUUCGAGGACACUGGAGGAAUGUAUCCCGAGUUGAUUACUCGACCCGAUUUAAAGGUCUUUUUACCUCCUAUUGGUGGCAUCAGUGUUUAUAUCUUUGGCAACCCUGAAUAUAUCUCUGAUCCCUCGAAAAAGUUGACUCUUCGUGUGCAUGAUGAAUGUAACGGAUCCGACGUAUUUGGUAGUGACAUCUGUACCUGUAGACCUUACCUGAUUUACGGUAUUGAAGAGUGUGCCAAGCAAGCACAACAAGGCGGCGUUGGAGUCAUUGUUUACUUCAGAAAAGAAGGCAGAGCCUUGGGUGAAGUGACCAAAUAUUUGGUGUACAAUGCUCGUAAGAGACAAGCAGGUGGCGAUACUGCAAGUAACUACUUUUUGCGCACAGAAUGUAUUGCAGGUGUAAAGGACAUGCGAUUCCAAGCAUUGAUGCCUGAUGUAUUGCAUUGGCUGGGUAUUCAAAAGAUUGACCGUAUGAUGUCCAUGUCAAAUAUGAAACAUGACGCCAUUGUUGGAUCCGGUAUUCCCAUCCUCGAACGGGUGCCUAUUCCUGAAGAACUCAUACCAGCUGAUUCUCGUGUCGAGAUUGAUGCCAAGAUUGCAUCCGGCUACUUUACCAGUGGCAGUGUAUUGUCUGAGCAAGAACUCGCUCAAGUCAAAGGCCGCAAUUGGGAGGAUAUUGAGCAUUAA
Mucor velutinosus is the source of this 1509-nucleotide messenger RNA. It is a transcript of the gene PIM1, whose product is annotated as ATP-dependent Lon protease pim1. The transcript has 11 exons. Gene Ontology annotation, biological process: riboflavin biosynthetic process. Bases 1 to 1509 code for a protein of 502 amino acids. Gene Ontology annotation, molecular function: GTP cyclohydrolase II activity. Lineage: Eukaryota; Fungi; Mucoromycota; Mucoromycetes; Mucorales; Mucoraceae. The record is from RefSeq and is a predicted model, not a curated record.